This is a messenger RNA of Monomorium pharaonis (pharaoh ant), 1198 nucleotides long. RefSeq lists its product as uncharacterized. NCBI's taxonomy places the organism in Eukaryota, Metazoa, Arthropoda, Insecta, Hymenoptera, Formicidae. The record is from RefSeq and is a predicted model, not a curated record. The transcript is spliced from 3 exons. The coding region runs from base 431 to 994 and encodes 187 amino acids.
CAAAUACCAUCAUCAUAUGUACAAGUAAAUGAAGAAUCCACAGAAUUGGGCUUUAUUUUAUCUGAAAACUUUUUCAAACACAAAAAUUCAAGUCUUGAUUGUAGAAGUAAUUAUAAUAGUGAAUCAUCAGAUAAUGAUGAUGUAUUUGAAGAUGUGGCAGCCCAGUGUAUCGACAUACGAUCGGCACUAAGAGAAUGGGCACUGACAUUUAACAUAUGUCAUAAUGCAUUAAAGGCAUUAUUAAAUAUUUUAAUUCCUUUAAAAUUAAAUAUACCUCGAAAUCCGAGGACACUAUUGGAAACACCAAGAACACUGGUUACUGUACAAAUGGGAACUGGACAAUAUUGGCACAAUGGAUUACAAACUUGCCUUGAAAAGUGCUUAUCUCAUAUAGAUAAAUCAAUGGACAUCGCACUCAAUUUUAAUAUUGAUGGAUUGCCAGUCCACAAGAAUUCAAAGACACACACACACACACACACACACACAAUUCUGGCCAAUUUUAUUUUCAAUACAUAAUUUAAAUAUUGAACCUAUGAUUAUUGGACUUUAUUGUGGAGAAAGCAAACCUCCAACGCCUAAUGAGUUUUUAACUUCUUUUGUCAAUGAAUUGUUGAUCUUUUUAAAUAAUGGGAUUAUUAUCAAUGGAUAUAAAAUUAACAUACGUGUUCGAUGCUUUAUAUGUGAUACUCCUGCCAGAUGUUUUAUUAAAGGUACUGUUAAUUUUAAUAGUUAUAGUUCAUGUCUGAAGUGCACGACUACGGGUGAAUAUUAUUAUAAAGAACAUCGAAUUAGUUUUCCACAUAUAGAUAUGCCUAGAAGAACUGAUACAACUUUCCGCAACAGAACUGAUCCAGACCAUUAUAAGAUGGAUACACUUUUGAAAAAACUUCCGAUUGACAUGAUAAAAAGUAUUCCGGUAUCCGAUUCAUUGCACUUGUUAGAUCUAGAAAAUAAAAAAGUCUUCGAAUGGGAAACAACUCACUGCCACAAGUAGCGCGACGAAUUUUUGAAAUUAAUAGUUUCAAACAAACUCUAAAUGACAAUAAUAAAAAAUUUCCUAUUUUAAAGAAUAAAAAUUCUGGCGACAAUUGUGAUUCAAGUAAAUAUAAACAUUUUUUUUACAAAGUUGAAUUAAUGGACAAAUUAGCAUUUACAAAUGAAGACAGAAAUAAAUGGUUCUUAACAAAAAAAAAUAAAA